This is a messenger RNA of Colletotrichum lupini, 1518 nucleotides long. RefSeq names its product Sas10/Utp3/C1D family protein. Gene Ontology annotation, biological process: maturation of 5.8S rRNA; regulation of gene expression. The record is from RefSeq and is a predicted model, not a curated record. Gene Ontology annotation, molecular function: RNA binding; DNA binding. Gene Ontology annotation, cellular component: exosome (RNase complex); nucleolus. The transcript is spliced from 6 exons. NCBI's taxonomy places the organism in Eukaryota, Fungi, Ascomycota, Sordariomycetes, Glomerellales, Glomerellaceae. The coding region runs from base 1 to 1518 and encodes 505 amino acids.
AUGGCGCUCAAGGACAUGACCUCCGACCUGAAGAAGCUCGAUUCUCACAUCGACUCUCUUGAGGAUGCACUCAAGCCCCUGAUUGACAACCUUCCCGAGAUGGCCAACGAGCUUCCCCUGCUCGACAAGGCCAAGAUGUACGCUCUUACUGCCUACGCCAUUGAGACUCUUCUCUUCUCAUCACUCCGUCUUCAAGGCGUCGACGCCAAGGACCACCAGGUCAUGACAGAACUGAAGCGCGUGCAACAGUACUUUGGAAAGAUCAAGGGCGCAGAGGAGACACCCGCGCAGCGCACAACGACGGUCAACACGGAAGCCGCGACGCGCAUUCUAAAAGCGGACCUUGGAAGCAACGACCAGACGCUGAAGAAGAGGCUGGAGGAGAAGCUGGCCGAGGAGCGCGCCAAGGCGCUGCUCAACUCGAUGCAGAAGACCAAGAGGCCGGCUCCUGAGUCGCCGUCCGCCAGCUCCUCUGGCCCGGAGAAGAAGCAGAGGAACUCAAGAAGGAAGAGCUCCAACAAGAACAAAAUCGCCGAAACAGUUAGACGCCUCCGAGCCACGAGAGAUGCUGCGAGUUUGAGGUUUGCAUGGCUGUCUGAUACCAUGUUAGGCACAUUAAGAUCACAGCCGACCUUACUGCACCCUGACACGGAAGCUAACUACUGCGCACGCCCCCUUUACUACAUAUAUCUUAUCCUCCGCGACGCCCCAGCAAAAUAUCCACCUAACCAGAAAAGGACCCCUUCCCCAAUUCCUGACCACGACCAAAUUCGCCCUCCCCUGAUUGGCCACACCUCGCCACCCAUCCCCGGCCCGCCGAGCUUUGCAACUCACGCCGAAAGGCACCUCUACAGCUUUUGUUACCUUAACCCCGGGGCGCAUAACUUCUGCCGACUUCCCUCCUCAUCCACCCGGCAUUUCUGCUCUCUUCAAAACACCACCCGCUCCUUCACCUCACGAAGUCACGAUCAACGCUACCAACCACACCACCUCAUCUCACCCGAGUCCUUUACACACACACACACAAACCCUACCAAGAUGCCUCGCCAACGCUCCGCCGGCCGCCCCAGCGCCCCCUCGCGCCCUACCGUCUCGGCCGCGAAGCCCGCUCCCACCCAGACUCGCCCGGCAACGACCAUGGCCGCUCCCCCCCAACAGCACGCCGCUCCCCCGGCCGCGGCACCCGCUGCUCCCGCCGCCGCUGCGCCCUCCCAGGGCCCCGGCCUCUUUGGCCAGAUGGCUAGCACCGCUGCCGGCGUCGCAAUCGGCUCCUCCAUCGGCCACGCCAUCGGCGGCAUGUUCGGCGGCGGCUCCUCCGCGCCCGCCGAGGCCGCGCCCCAGAACAACUCCCCCGUCGCCUCGGGCGAGUCCUCGACCACCCAGCAGUGGGGCAACAACUGCGCCGGCGCCACCCAGCAGUUCACAAAGUGCAUGGACGAGCACGGCGGCAACAUGCAGAUCUGCAACUGGUACCUCGAGCAGCUCAAGGCCUGCCAGGCUGCUGCCAGCCAGUACUAG